Messenger RNA from Megalops cyprinoides (Indo-Pacific tarpon), 2273 nucleotides. RefSeq names its product fem-1 homolog b (gene fem1b). NCBI's taxonomy places the organism in Eukaryota, Metazoa, Chordata, Actinopteri, Elopiformes, Megalopidae. Bases 312 to 2192 code for a protein of 626 amino acids. The record is from RefSeq and is a predicted model, not a curated record. The transcript has 2 exons. Gene Ontology annotation, molecular function: protein binding.
GUGCCUGUAGAUUUACUUUGAACGGUUAGUUAACUUACUGAAAAGAGACGACAAGCUCAGCUUUCUCUGCUGGGGUAAUUAACCAUUUAUGUGAUCUUGUUUAAGGCAUUUUUUUGGUAAGGUAUUACGUUUUGCAUCAUUGGUUGCAAAAGAAAAUGGAAUGCUAGCUUCUUCCCCCAAAAAUCCAGCAGUAUAGUUUCGUAUGUGCAUCGGAGCUUGUGCUGAUCCUUUAAUGGGAGACAAGCUACGUUGUGGCCAGGGUUGUGGGCGUUUCUAUCGAAGACGGAGGUGCAACUACUGGGUGGGCCUGGAUGGAGUUGCUGGCCGGGUACGUUUACAAGGCGGCUUGCGAGGGCCGCGCUCUUACACUAGUGGCCCUGCUGCUGAACCGCUCGGUCUCCGAAACCCGUUAUUUGCUAAGCUAUGUGACCCACCAACCCCUCCAACGCUUAACUCCCCUUCUCAUUGCCGCCCAAAACGGACAUGAAACAGUUGUGAAGUUACUUCUCGAGCACUAUCGUGUGGACACCGAGCAAACCGGAACCGUCAUUUUCGAUGGGUAUGUAUUUGAAGGUGCUACAGCCUUGUGGUGUGCAGCUAGGGCGGGGCACUUCGAGGUUGUCCGCCUGCUUGUGCUACACAAGGCCAACGUGAAUCACACAACUCUCACCAAAUCCACCCCUCUGCUGGCCGCCUGCUUCAACGGCGACAUGGACAUCGUGCAGUACCUGGUGGAGCACCAUGCCGACAUCAGCCUCGUUGACGAUUACAACAACACCUGCCUGAUGGUGGCCGCCCUCAAGGGCUACACGGACGUGGUGAGCUUCCUGCUGCACAAGGGGGCCAACCCGGACGCCAGGGCGGACUGCGGGGGCACCGCCCUGCACUUCGCUGCCAAGGGCGGGCACCUGUACGUCGUCGACGAGCUGAUGCACUGCCACGCUUCCAUGACGACCAACGGCGACGGGCUGACACCCCUGCAGGUGGCGGCGGAGAACUGCAAGGUGGAGGUGGUGGAGCUGUUCCUCACCAACACGGACUGUGAUGUCAGGAGUCGGGUGGAGGCCGUGGAGCUGCUGGGUGCCUCACUGGCCACCGACCGCGACAACUACGACCUCGCCAAGGCCUACCUCUACCUGGACCUGGGCAUGGUGGAGCGGUACUGCGACCCUGACGAUGUGCUCGCCAAGGAGGUGCUGCCCCCCAUCGAGGCGUACGGCGGGCGGGAGGAGUGCUGCACGCAGGAGGAGCUGACUGCGAUCCGGCAGGACAGCAUCGCCAUGCGGAUGGAGGGCCUGAUUGUGCGCGAGAGGAUCCUGGGCUCCAGCGGCUUCGACAUCGCGCCCAACAUCGUCCACUGCGGCACCAUCUUUGCUGACAGCUUGGAGUUCGACCGCUGCAUCGAGCUGUGGCUGCACGCCCUGGCUUUGCGGCAGAGGGGGAACCACAGCGCGCACAAUGACCUGCUGCGCUUCGCUCAGGUCUUCACCAAGAUGAUCCAGCUGAGCGUGCCGGUGCGGGCCCGCGACGUGGAGACCGUGCUGCGGCACAGCGUGGCGGAGAUCGAGCGCUGCGCGGGGCGGGCGGCCGGCGCGCAGGGUCUGGACCUGCAUAUCGCUGUGGGCAACUACGACUUCAACCUCUUCACCUUGCUCUACCUGGUGGCCGUCUCCACCAAGAUGCAGUGCAACGAGGAGGGGCGCACCCGUGUCAACAAGCUGAUCUACAAGCUGCUGCGGCAGGACCCGCGCAUCCAGGACGGCUCGUCCCUGCUGCAUCUUGCCGUCAGCACCAGCCCAGACGACGACUUCCACACCAACGGUGUGUGCAGGUUCCCCAACGCCCAGGUCACCAAGCUGCUUCUGGACUGUGGUGCCCGGGUCAACGCCGUGGACCGGGAGGGCAACAGCCCUCUCCACAUCAUCGCGCAGUACAACCGGCCCGUCAGCGACUUCCUCACCCUGCACGCCGUCAUCGUCAGCCUGGUGGAGGCGGGCGCGCACAUGGACAUGACCAACAAGCAGAAGAAGACGCCGCUGGACAAGAGCACCACCGGCGUCUCGGAGAUCCUGCUCAAGACGCGGAUGAAGAUGAGCCUCAAGUGCCUGGCGGCGCGCGCUGUGCGGAAGCACCAGAUUGCCUACCGCAAGCAGGUCCCCAAGUCCCUGGAGGAGUUUGUGGAGCUCCACUAACACAGCGAACUUUGAACUUUUGUUGUUGUUGUUGUUGUUGUUGUUGUUGUUUUUCAGUUUUUCUUCCAAUUAAUCCAAUGG